UGGAGCAGUGCGAAAUGGAGAUCGCAAGGUUGCAGAGGACUAUCGACAGGUUGCAAGCCAAGUUGCAGAGGAGUGGGAAGAACGGACACCAGCAGUAUACUGUGUCCGAUGAUAAUAAAAUGAAGAGUAUCAUUGCCAGGAUGUUGAGUGUCGAAGAGGAGCGCAAACGCGAACAAAUGAAGAUGUCCCUGGCCCUGUCGCACAAGCAGCGGUUAUAGACGCCCAGGGACA
This is a messenger RNA of Ctenocephalides felis (cat flea), 231 nucleotides long. RefSeq names its product probable Ras GTPase-activating protein. NCBI's taxonomy places the organism in Eukaryota, Metazoa, Arthropoda, Insecta, Siphonaptera, Pulicidae. The coding region runs from base 15 to 218 and encodes 67 amino acids. The record is from RefSeq and is a predicted model, not a curated record. The transcript is spliced from 2 exons.